AUGAAAGAUGAAGAGUCAUGGACUCUGACAGGCAUGACAUGGAGAACGGCCCAAGGUGUGGUCCCACCAAGCACUAGGGGUCUUCAGGUCCCCUCCCCGAGAAGCCUGAUGACCUACCUCAAGGACAUGACUGGACCUGACCACCAAUCUAGGGCAGGGUGGGGAGACAGAAGCUGUUCUGUCCACCUAAGCUCCUCUCAGCCCACCCUUCGUGGCCCCCAGCUCUGUCAGCUCCACCCUGGCAAUCGGAUAAAACUGGCUUCCCUCCAGGAUGGGGGUGCAGCCUCAGAAGCCACCCAUCCUUUGGCUUUGGGGACAGCACAGAGAUCCAUACUGAAUCACACAUCCCACCCCCCAAUAAAGAAAUGGCAGAAAACCUCCAAAAAAGCAGACGGAGGGUGGUUGGCUGAGAGGGAGAGGACUACUCCGCUCUGUCUCUUGCGAGGAGUAGGACGUACGCGCCUGCGCACUGCAGUAGCGUCUGGUGGUCGUUGGCCGGUCCACUGGUGGGUGCGCCUCCAGGGACUCACCACUGUCAGCAGCACCUUAGCCAAGAUCCUGAAGAUCGAAGCCAAGAUGGCUCGGACUCAAAAGAACAAAGCCACAGCACAUUACCUCGCGGUUAAGGCUAGCUUUGCUAAGCUUGGCAGAGAACGCAUUACUCCAAAAGGUGGUUGUGGUGGUGGGCCAGGAGAGGGUUUUGAUAUGGCCAAGACAGGUGACACUAGAAUUGGGUUUGUGGCUUUUCCAUUUAUGGGGAAAGCAACACUGCUCAGUAAACUGGCAGGGGUAUAUUCCGAGAUGGCAGCCUAUGAGUUCACUACUCUGACAUCUGUGCCUGGCAUCAUCAGAUACAAAGGUGCCAAGAUCCAGCUCCUGGAUCUCCCAGGUACCGUAAAGGGUGCCAAGGAUGGGAAAGGUAGAGGCCAUCAAGUCAUUACAGUGCUGCAAACGUAUCACUUGAUCCUGAUUGUUUUGGAUGUCCUGAAACCCUUGAGACAUAAAAAAGUAAUUGAAAAUGAGUUGAAAGUCUUUGGCAUUUGCUUGAACAGCAAACUCCCUAACACUGGCUUUAAGAAGAAAGAUAAGGGAGGCAUUUAUCUCAUGACCACUUGCCCUCAGAGUGAGGUGGAUGCUGAAACCGUGAGGAGCAUUCUGACUGAAUACAAAAUUCAUAAUGCUGAUGUCACUCUGCUUAGCAAUGCCACAGCGGAUGACUUCACUGAUGUGGUAGGAAGAAGCAGAGUUUAUAUCCCCUGUAUCUAUGUGUUAAAUAAGAUUGAUGAGAUUUCCGUUAAGGAAUUGGAUAUCAUUUAUAAGGUGCCUCACUGUGUAGCAAUCUCUGCCCAUCACUGCUGGAAUUUUGAUGACUUGUUGGAAAAGAUCUGGGCCUAUCUGAAACUAGUGAGGAUUUACAUUAGACCCAAAGGCCAGCUGCCAGAUCACAGAUCCCCAGUGGUGGUGCAUUACCCCAGGACCAUGGUGGAGGAUUUCUGCUUGAAGAUUCACAAAAACCUUAUCAAAGAGUUUAAAUACACUCCAGUCUGGGGGCUUGCUGUGAAACACAAUCCUCAAAAAGUGGGUAAAGACCAUACGCUGGAGGACGUCAUUCAGAUUGUGAAGUGGAACCUUUCCAUUUCCCCAUCUGCCAGGCCAAGCACAGCAGCUUUCCCGGUGAUCACCCUACUCCAAUCCCCUUCUGGCUUUGGCAGCCUCUUGAUCAAGAUUCAGGGGAGGGAGAUGGAGACACUCAAAGUGGAACUUCACUUGUAUUAUCUUGGUGUCAUCUUGUAUAUUGAACUGCAUAAAGGACAUGAUAGGAAAAAAAGAAAAAAUAAUGACCACAUUCAGUGA
This is a messenger RNA of Equus quagga, 1854 nucleotides long. RefSeq names its product developmentally-regulated GTP-binding protein 1-like. Gene Ontology annotation, molecular function: GTPase activity; GTP binding. Gene Ontology annotation, biological process: cytoplasmic translation. The record is from RefSeq and is a predicted model, not a curated record. Gene Ontology annotation, cellular component: cytoplasm. Lineage: Eukaryota; Metazoa; Chordata; Mammalia; Perissodactyla; Equidae.